Amphimedon queenslandica is the source of this 5264-nucleotide messenger RNA. Its product is annotated as NFX1-type zinc finger-containing protein 1-like. Gene Ontology annotation, cellular component: nuclear RNA-directed RNA polymerase complex; nucleus. The transcript has 2 exons. The record is from RefSeq and is a predicted model, not a curated record. NCBI's taxonomy places the organism in Eukaryota, Metazoa, Porifera, Demospongiae, Haplosclerida, Niphatidae. Bases 1 to 5235 code for a protein of 1744 amino acids. Gene Ontology annotation, biological process: regulatory ncRNA-mediated heterochromatin formation. Gene Ontology annotation, molecular function: zinc ion binding; helicase activity.
AUGUCAAACAAGAAGAAGCCUGUCAAAAGGCCUCCAUCAUCAUUCUCGGGCAUUUAUGGUUCUGCAAAGCAGAGAAAAAUAUCUGUAGAAAAUGAAGAAGAAAAGGAUUUGAGGGUCUUACUGGACCAAAGGAAAGAGCUUGGUCCAAGCACAGAGUGCGAUCUGAGAGGAUCGCUGAUUCCACGGAUGACACGACAGCGAGUAGGACAGCUUCCAGUUGGAGGAUACGACAAAAGUCAUGAAACAGUCGCAGGUGAUGUUUCGCCGUGGGCUCCAGAACCUAGAUCUAGAUCUACCUGUAUUCGACCUGGGAGGAAAAGGAAACGGGUAUCACAUUCAGAGGAAGGUGACUUUAUUGCUACUAAACGACAACAACUUGAUCAGACUACUAUCUAUGAUCAGAGAUUGACAGGAGUGUCACCUCAGUAUUAUGAAAAGAAAACAGCUCUUUAUUCAAGCACACCACACUUUCAUUCUCUACAAGCAUCAAGCAAUAGUUUAAAAGAUUGUCAUCCGUCAUUGGUACCAAGUUGGUGUGAUACGAUGGUAAAAUACUUAAAGCUAUCAGCAAAGGAUAUAGUUUAUGGUGAGUCAGUAUUGAAUGACAUAUACGAUUGCUUUGUUCAUUUAAUUUAUGAUAUUAAUGCUUAUGGUAUCAAUAACAAAGAAGCUUCUGACUUAGAAUAUCUUGAAACCCAUUUUGAACUCCUACGCCAGGAUUUCAUUCGCCCUUUAUGUGAUGUGCUACGCAACCUUCAAGAGAACAGUGAAGAAUAUUAUGAAGAUAACAAUGGUUAUAGUAGUGCUAUCACAUAUGAAAGCGUUCGAUUCAGUAACAGAGAUAUUUGUGGUGGGGAUCUUGUCUACAAAAUCAAUUUUCAUCUACCCAAAGGAAAAAAAGUGAACUGGGAUCAUUCCAAGUGUUUUACAUAUGGCUCACUCCUCUGCCUCUCAAAUGAUAACUUCCACACUCUUUUAUUUGCCACUGUUGCCAAUCGUAAUGUUAAAGAAUUAAAGAGUGGAGUCAUUGCUAUAAAAGUGCUAGAUUCUAGUGUUGAACGUAUUAGCAAUCAUUUGAAGUACAAAAUGAUUGAAUCACCAGCAUAUUUUGAGGCAUAUUUUUCAGUUGUUAAACAACUACAUGCUAUGAAGUCAAACCCAGAAAACAAUUUACCUGACUUAGCUAAAAAGUAUCUUGUCAAAAGUGAAUCAGCUGUUCAAAUGCCAGUUUAUGCACAAAAAAUAAUUUGUGAACAGACAAAUGAUAAAGGGCGCUAUAUUUUAGAUCUAAAAAGUAUCCUUUGUGAUUGCAAUACAAUUGGAGAAUGUCCUCAUGGCUGUGAUAGUAUCGUUGUUUCCCAGAAAAAAUUCACUGUAAAAGAAGUAGUUGAAGAAUUUCAAGAUAAAAUCAGUGAUAGUGAAAAUAAAACAAGUUUAGUGGAUCUUGGGAAACUUGAUGAGUCUCAGGUAGCUGCCUUGAGACUAGCACUGUCGUCUGAAGUUGCUCUUAUUCAGGGUCCUCCUGGAACAGGAAAGACUUUUAUUGGAGUACAAUUUGUAAAGGCUAUGCUUCAAAACAGACGAAAAUGGAAUUAUGAAGAACCAGCACCAAUACUUGUCAUGUGUCAAACUAAUCAUGCCCUAGACCAAUUCCUAGAAGAAAUCUUGGACUUAGGAAUAAGUAAAAAUCUUGUGCGAAUUGGUGGAAGAUCAAAGAGUGUGAGAAUAUGCAAUGAGAAGCUCAAUAUUAAAGAUAAAAAACGAGAAAUUCGGCAAAAUAGAAAAUCUUUAAGACAAAGGUCACGAAAAGCUAGGUCAAUUAUUCCUCCUAGUAUCUCUUUUCGAAAAGGAGAUUUGACUUUUGCAAAAUGCAAAUAUGAUGCACUUAGAGAACUUUGUUCUAAAGAUGCACCUUAUAAUGAGCUGAAUAAAAUGUUCUACUAUUCAUUUCUUCAUCCAAAAGAACUCUUUAGAUGUACUAGAGGUUGCAUCAUACAUGAUUAUUUUAAAAUUGAAGAAAUAAAAAGUAUUAAAAAUAUUUUCCAAUGGCUAAACAUAAAAAUCAACCCUCAAAAAGCUUCAAAAAGUUCCCAAAGCUUUUUGAGAGAUUAUACAGAUCUUCAAGAAGAUGAACGUAAAAUUGAUGCAGAUGAAGAUAGAGAUGCUGAACUUAAAGGAGCAGAAGUAUUGAAUGCAGCAAAAAGUGAGGAAGACCUAAAGUACUUUUUUAAAAAGCUUCAAAGGUCAGACCCAGAUGAAUUUAGAAUUUUGCAUAUGCAAGGACAGCUACGGCUUGAUCAAAAAUGUGAAUUAUUGAAAAUGUGCUUAAUAGAGAAGUGUAAAUGCCUAAAACAUGAACUCAAGAAUCUUCAAAAAGUAAAGGAAAUGUAUGAAGAUGAAGAUGAUGCUAUUACUUUUCAAGCACUGAGAAAAGCAGAUAUUGUAGGAGUGACCACUAAUGGUGCCUCAAUGAAUAUUAAGGUGUUGCAAAAAGUUCGCUCAAAAAUAGUAGUAGUAGAGGAAGCAGCUGAAGUAAUGGAAGGGUACAUUGUAGCUGCUUUGACAAAUCACAUUCAGCACCUUGUUUUGAUUGGUGAUCACAAACAACUGCGUCCAAAAGCCAAUGACUUUACUAUAGGAAAAAAGCAUGGUCUUGAGAUUUCACUUUUUGAACGUCUCAUUAAGAAUGGUUUGUCAUCUGUUCAGUUAAAAUAUCAACAUCGAAUGAGACCAGAAAUUGCCAACUUGGUUCGUCCUCAUAUAUACGAAGAGCUUCUAGACCAUCAGAAUGUCAAGAGUUAUAAACCAAUUAAAGGUAUCAAAACAAAUAUGUUUUUUGUCGAUCAUACUUUUCCUGAAAAGCCAAUGGAAGGUUUGAUGAGUCCUGCAAACAGUCAUGAAGCUGAUUUUGUUGUGCGUUUGGCUGAAUAUCUUCUCUUUCAAGGCUACAAGCCAGAUCAAUUAACCAUACUCACUCCUUACACAGGGCAAGUUGCAUGCAUUAAAGAGCAUAUGAAAACUUUUUCCUUUGAAUCUUCUCCUCGUAUUGUUCCAAUUGAUAACUUUCAAGGAGAAGAGAAUGAUAUUAUAAUCCUUUCCUUGGUUCGCUCUGUCAAAUCUGGUUUCAUGAAAGAAGAAAAUCGUAUUUGUGUUGCUUUAUCACGUGCUAGAAAAGGUUUGUAUGUCAUUGGUAAUUUUGAGCUCUUCAUAAAAGAAUCACAAAAAUGGGAGGAAAUCAUUAACUGCCUAGAUAAUGAGUCUUUUGGAUUGUCACUUCCUCUUCAGUGUCAUCUGCAUAAAACAAGUACCAAUGUAAAACUUCCUAGUGAUUUUGACAAAGUAAGAGAUGGUGGUUGUUUGGAAUGGUGUCACUGUCGAAUGUCUUGUGGACAUGUUUGUCCUAGACGCUGUCAUCCAGAUGACUUGGAGCAUAAGCAGAAAUGUUCAAAACCAUGCAGCCGUACAAUUUGCUCUUAUAAUCAUCCUUGCCCAAGACAAUGUUCUGAUGAGUGUCUACCAUGUGAAGUAUUAGUACAAAAGGUCAUACCUUCUUGUAAUCAUCAGCAGUUGGUACCAUGUCAUUGGUCACCAGAUACCUUUACUUGCCAAGAAGAUUGUACUAAAAAGUUAGAGUGUGGUCACAGAUGCCAAAGAAAAUGUGGAGAAAAUUGUAAUAAUUAUCAGUGUCGUCAGCUAGUGAUGAAAAUGUUACCAUGUGGCCAUGAAGCUCAAACAGAGUGUUUCCGUAGACCUGAUGAAUAUAUGACACAAUGUAAAAUACCAUGUAAGCUAGAACUGGCUUGUGGGCAUUUCUGCAAAGGAACAUGUGGCUCAUGUAACCAAGGUAGACUCCAUAUUCCUUGUAAAGAAAAGUGCACACGUAUUCUAUUAUGUGGUCACCAAUGCUCCUCAAAGAAUUGUGCCAGUGAUUGCCCUCCCUGUCAAUUAAAAUGUCCUAGUUCAUGUAUCCAUGGACCAUGUGGCCAUAAAUGUGAUUCUCCAUGCAUUCCCUGUGCUGAGCCCUGUGAAUGGCAGUGUCCUCAUCACCAAUGUACUAAAAGGUGUGGUGAUAUUUGUGAUAGGCUUCGCUGCAAUGAGCCCUGUCAGCUUAAAUUACAAUGUGGACAUCCUUGUUUAGGCCUUUGUUAUGAGCCUUGUCCACCACUAUGUAGAGUUUGUGAUCCAGACAAUGAAGCUUUUAGUAUUCUUUUUGGUGAAGAAAGUGAACCAGAGUCUCGUUUUAUAAUGCUGACAGAGUGCUAUCAUAUUUUUGAAGUGUCUGGUUUUGAUACCCAUAUGGAUAUGAAUGAUAAUCAUGAAGUUGUCAAGUGGAAAUGUUGUCCACGUUGCAAUACAAAAGUUACAAAAAGCCAUCGUUAUGGUGAUGUUAUCAAAAGAAUUAAAGCAGACAUGGGUUCCAUCAAGAGUAAGGAAUUUAGAACAUUAAGUUGUUUUGAUCGUGAUAAAAUGAAGAGGGAUAUUUUAGAAUGGAAUGAUAAACUUAAAUAUCGUAGCAUUCGUCACAUUAAUGAUUUACCUGAUGUAACUUUACAAUCUUUGCAUACACUCCUUUCUUCUGCUAUUGAAUGUAAUGAAUUGCAAGAAAUGUUUGAUACUGGCUCUGAUUGUAGUGAUAUUAUUUGCAUUUCCAAGCAAAUCAGCAGGCUACACAAUUUUUUGAGAUUACAUCAUGUUAAAAAUUUGCAAUGUUUACCACAACAAGUCAUCAGUGAUAUUCAGUGUGAGAUUAGACGAUUUCAUUUUUUAAGAAAGUUUUACGAAGUUGACAGAAAGCCAAAAUCUUUUCUAGUCCAUAGUAAAUGGAUGAGAUAUGAAAGUCAAGUCAAAAAGCUGAAUCUAACAGAUUAUAAACCUAAUUCAGAUUUUAAAAUGACAAAGGCAGUUUAUGAAAUUGAAUGCAAAAUGCUCUCUCAAUUUUGUAGAGAAAACAACCUUGAUGCACCAACACCUGAGGAAAUAAGGCAAAUUGUAGCUGCCAUUGGUGGUAAGAAAGGAGCAUGGUACAAGUGUCCUAAUGGACACUACUACCAUAUUGGAGAGUGUGGUGGAGCUAUGCAGGUAGGAAAAUGUAUCGAAUGUGAUGCUCAAGUUGGAGGAAGUCAUCAUCGUUUACUGGAUGACAAUGAACAUGCUGGAGAAAUAGAUAAUUCUCGAUUUGCAGCUUGGAGCCAGCAAGCAAACCUUAAUAAUUAUGACCUGAAUGAUGUUUUAUAAAAUAAUUAUCAUAAUGUUUUCUUGAGUCU